AUGUACCAACCAUACGAGGAGGAGGCUCCCAUACCUUUGAUAGCGAAUUACACGUUGGUCAAGAGCGAUGAAGAAGUGAAGAGGGAGACGGGUGAUCGGAUAAUUCUGGAAAUAGGCCGUCAAGACGAAAGACCCCGCGAGGAAAACACUUUCUCCCAUAAGAAGUACGAUAAGACGACAUCACACCACAGAUCCUAUGUCCUGGACGACUAUGCAGAGCCAAAACGCAUUGUGUACUUCAGACCUCACGAGUUGCAGUCCAUGUCUCAAGAAGGAGCGAGGUACUAUGAGCAGGAGGGGUACAGAGAUCCGUUAAUAAAUGACGCAGCCAAUUCAGAGUCCUCGUUGGACUUCUCCCACGAGUCACAGGACAACAGCAAAUACGAAGAUCCGAGCCAACCCGACGUUACUAUGAAUUGGAAAGAGAGGGCGUUGCAACUCGAAAAAGAGUAUAAAAAAACUGCCUGUGACCGUGAACGAACUCGCAUGCGGGACAUGAAUCGAGCUUUCGACCUGUUGCGCUCGAAGCUACCGUUAACGAAGCCCUCAAAGAAGAAGUACUCUAAAAUCGAGUGCCUCAGAAUAGCUAUCUGCUAUAUACGUCACUUGGAAUAUAUGUUAUCUGGGGGUUCUCCGGACGACAAUCCUGAAUUCUCCGACUUCCAAGCCACCGAUAUCAGAAGAAGGCCACCGAGAUAU
Iphiclides podalirius (scarce swallowtail) is the source of this 699-nucleotide messenger RNA. Lineage: Eukaryota; Metazoa; Arthropoda; Insecta; Lepidoptera; Papilionidae. The record is from the annotation of a GenBank genome assembly.